Molecule: messenger RNA, 2449 nt
Organism: Neocloeon triangulifer
Lineage: Eukaryota; Metazoa; Arthropoda; Insecta; Ephemeroptera; Baetidae
Gene: Sb
Product: serine proteinase stubble
Exons: 11
Coding region: 181-1917 (578 amino acids)
Biological process (GO): proteolysis
Molecular function (GO): serine-type endopeptidase activity
Source: RefSeq, a predicted model, not a curated record
UAUCUCGGCUGGUACAGUGUCUUGAGUGCUCACCCGUGUGCAAUAUGUAUCAAUCCACUUACCGGGAUCGCCGCUCGCCAUCCUCCCGCCAGUGAUUUCGCCUCCUGUCGCCAAAAGCAUCCCCGUCUCCGCAACCGCCCCCUUGGAUUUCCAACAGGCCACCCCAACGUUAUUUGGACGAUGGCUCCAAGAUGGCUGAAGCUGCUGAUUUUUAUCGCAAUGUGUGCUCCGGCCAUGUCAGGGACGCCGCCGACCAAAAGUCGCCAAGGUGAAGCGUUUCAAAUUACUCCAAAGGCGUGCACGGUGAACAAUGUGCCCGGCGUGUGCAUGUUCGUGUGGCAGUGCAUCCACCACCAAGGCAAGCACCUGGGCAUGUGCAUGGACGCCUUCAUGUUUGGUUCUUGCUGCCAACUUCCGCCCAACUCAACAGUGCCAACGGUGGCCUCCGAGCCCCAAAUCGCAGGCUCGGAGGCGGUCAGUGCCUACCUCAGCUCAAACAGGCCCCAGUAUUCGCGGCCUGGCACCAAGAGGCCAUCGUUCACCAAGUACUCCACCACAACUACACCGACCCCUGUCACCCGAUUCCCAGCAGACAUCAACAGCGAAAAUUUAAUUGUCGACUACUCGCCGGCGGAUGACAAAAUUUACGCUCCUCUUACCACCAAGUACCCUUCGUACUCGACCACCACAAAAGACAAAGUUAACACCUUCAGCAUCACCAGCUUGCCCGAGCCAACACAGCCAGCUUUCGUCACGAGACCUAAGCCAUCCACGUGGUCGGCGCCUUUUCGGCCAAGACCUCCAGACCUAAUUCAAGGUUCCAUCUUUGGACAGAGGCCCCUGAACUCCCUGAAGCCCCAACCGUACGGGACCAAAAAGCCUUUCAAGCCCACCACAGCCUUAACAACUAAAAUCCCUCCAUCAACCACAACCUCAACAACAACGACCACGACAACUACAACCACUACGACGACAACCACCACAAGACCAGUAGUUCGGCCAACAAGACCGGCAAUUCAGUCCUCCUCAUUUGUGUCCACCACCCAGACACAGCCGCCGUCGACGACGGUCUUGUUAACCACCACAACUAACAAGCUGAACACUACAAAAGCACCGGCUCGGCCUAGAAAAGAGUGUGGUGUACCUCCAUUAAUUCCUCCUCGGCCAGAAAUGCGGAUCGUAGGUGGCAAGUCGUCCGAUUUCGGCCGUUGGCCCUGGCAGGUCUCGGUUCGGAGGACGUCCUUUUUCGGCUUUUCGAGCACGCACAGGUGCGGCGGUGCGGUGAUCAACGAAAACUGGAUCGCCACUGCGGGCCAUUGCGUGGAUGAUCUGCUGACGUCGCAGAUUAGAAUCCGAGUCGGCGAGUACGACUUUUCGUCGUCCGGAGAGCCGUUUGCCCAUGAGGAGCGCGGCGUUAUCAAGAAAGCUGUCCAUCCCAAGUACAACUUUUUCACUUAUGAGUAUGACUUGGCCUUGGUGCAGCUCGACAGGCCCCUUGAAUUUGCGCCGCACAUAGCGCCUAUUUGCCUGCCAGCGUCAGACGACUUGCUGGUUGGUGAGACGGCCACUGUCACCGGCUGGGGUAGACUCAGCGAGGGAGGAACUUUGCCCUCUGUUUUGCAAGAGGUUUCUGUGCCUAUAGUGAGCAAUGAAAAGUGCAAAUCCAUGUUCCUGCGAGCCGGCAGACACGAGCACAUCCCAGAAAUCUUCCUCUGCGCUGGCUACGAGAAUGGAGGCCGAGACUCUUGUCAGGGUGACUCUGGUGGUCCUCUUCAAGUUAAGGGUAAGGACGGACACUACUUCCUGGCCGGCAUCAUCAGCUGGGGCAUCGGGUGUGCAGAGAACAACUUGCCCGGCGUUUGCACCAGGAUAUCCAAAUUCGUUGACUGGAUAAUGGAGCAAGUAACUCAGUCGUGAUUUAAGAUGUGACCAGACGUUCAAGUGAGACAGCAACUCACAAAUCUACCCGACUGUGAAUCAAUCAACCACAUGAAAUAUUGUUAAUUCCACUUGUGCGAAAGGGCAGUUCCGUGUUUGCCAUCAGUGCAGGACCCAGAUUAAGGAGCCUCCUUUUCAGCAAGUGGACAUUUGAAUUUUACGAGUUGCAAAAAGAAGCUGCAGAGAGGAAAGUGCUAUUCAUGUACAUAUCUAUAUAGAGCCUCAUUUUAAGUGUCACUGUGAUAAAGAACCUUUUUUAAAAGAUGUUGUAUUCGACGCAAGUGAGUGUGAAUGUGUCAACGUUGUUGGACAUUUUUAUUCCUACAGCCUGUGUCAGUUGAUUUUUAUGUGUAUAGAAUUUUUUAAAUGUCAGCAAAGAAGAAAGAGUCUUAAUAUAUUUUGCUACUUUCUUUUGCAAAUGAGACUUAUCAACAUCCUAAAAACCAAUUUGUGUUUGUAUUGUAUACAGAUUUCAAUUAUAAUUCAAUUAAAAUAAAUAAUAUAUGUCAAU